AUGCCUCCCAAAGCCGACUUGAACAAGGCCGGGCACGAGUCGAGUGACUUCCCCUCGCUCUGCAACGUCUGCCUCGGUCCAAACCCCUACAUCCGCAUGUCGAAGCAGCCUCUCGGUGCCGAGUGCAAGGUCUGCACCCGGCCAUUCACGGUCUUCCGAUGGCUGCCAGGACAGGGCAUGCGGUACAAGAAGACGGAGAUCUGCCAGGUCUGCGCAAAGGCCAAGAACGUCUGCCAGACCUGCCUGCUCGACUUGCAGUUUGGUCUGCCGACGCAGGUCAGGGACACGGUGUUGGGCGUACAGUCAAAGGCGCCGACGAGCAAUAUCAACCGGGAGUACUAUGCUCAAAACCUCGAGAAGGCGCAGGAGGAAGGCGGCGCAUCGGGCGCGUUCCAGUUCGGCAAGGCGGACAGCGCAGGACGCGACUUGCUGAAGCGAUUGGCGCGCAACGACCCGACGUACAAGCGGAAUCGUCCCCACCUCUGCUCGUUCUACGCCAAGGGCGCGUGCAACCGCGGCGAUGCGUGUCCGUACAGGCACGAGCUGCCGGUCGAGAACGCGCUGAGCCAUCAGAACAUCAAGGAUCGAUACCACGGCAACAACGAUCCUGUCGCGCGAAAGAUCCUGGCGAAGCACGCUGGCGAGGCAGGACUUGCGCCUCCCGCGGACACCGACAUCACCUCCCUCUUCCUCACCUCCCUCCCCGCGACAGCAACUGAAGACGCAAUCCGGCAUUGGUUCACCGCGACCGCCGGCCUGCCCGACAACAAGCUCAAGUCGAUCGUGCUCGUCUCGGCGUCCAAGUCGGCUUUCGUCAACUUCCGCGAUCGCGACGCCGCCGAGAUGGCAGCAGAGAAGUGCAGCGUCGGCGUCAAGGUCGAUGGACACCCGGUCAAGGUGCAGUGGGGCAGGAGUCGGCCGAAGAAGACGGGAGGAGGCGGUCCUUCGAAGCCGGCGGGCGAGGUCUCUCAGCGCGAGAUCGAGGCGACUGGGAAGUAG
This is a messenger RNA of Rhodotorula toruloides NP11, 999 nucleotides long. Its product is annotated as pre-mRNA-splicing factor RBM22/SLT11. Gene Ontology annotation, molecular function: U6 snRNA binding; metal ion binding; pre-mRNA binding. Bases 1 to 999 code for a protein of 332 amino acids. The transcript is spliced from 6 exons. NCBI's taxonomy places the organism in Eukaryota, Fungi, Basidiomycota, Microbotryomycetes, Sporidiobolales, Sporidiobolaceae. The record is from RefSeq and is a predicted model, not a curated record. Gene Ontology annotation, cellular component: Prp19 complex; U2-type catalytic step 1 spliceosome; U2-type catalytic step 2 spliceosome.